Molecule: messenger RNA, 567 nt
Organism: Penicillium macrosclerotiorum
Lineage: Eukaryota; Fungi; Ascomycota; Eurotiomycetes; Eurotiales; Aspergillaceae
Product: tubulin alpha-1 subunit
Exons: 5
Coding region: 1-567 (188 amino acids)
Biological process (GO): mitotic cell cycle; microtubule cytoskeleton organization; nuclear division
Cellular component (GO): spindle; cytoplasm; nucleus
Molecular function (GO): structural constituent of cytoskeleton; GTP binding
Source: RefSeq, a predicted model, not a curated record
AUGAGAGAGAUUAUCAGUUUGAACGUCGGCCAGGCCGGUUGCCAGAUCGCCAACUCCUGCUGGGAGCUGUACUGUCUGGAGCACGGUAUUCAGCCCGAUGGUUACCUCACCGAUGAGCGCAAGAAGGCCGAUCCCGACCACGGCUUCAGCACUUUCUUCUCCGAGACUGGCCAGGGCCGCUACGUUCCCCGUACCAUCUACUGCGAUCUCGAGCCCAAUGUCGUCGAUGAGGUCCGCACUGGUACCUACCGCUCGCUCUUCCACCCCGAGCAGAUGAUCACCGGCAAGGAGGAUGCUUCGAACAACUACGCCCGUGGCCACUACACCGUUGGCAAGGAGAUGAUUGACCAGGUCCUCGACAAGGUUCGCCGUGUGGCCGACUCUUGCGCUGGUCUUCAGGGCUUCCUCGUCUUCCACUCCUUCGGUGGUGGUACCGGCUCUGGUUUCGGUGCCCUCCUGAUGGAGCGUCUGUCCGUCGACUACGGCAAGAAGUCCAAGCUGGAGUUCUGCGUCUACCCUGCCCCCAGAAUGCCACCUCCGUUGUUGAGCCCUACAACUCCAUCCUGA